Molecule: messenger RNA, 2586 nt
Organism: Drepanopeziza brunnea f. sp. 'multigermtubi' MB_m1
Lineage: Eukaryota; Fungi; Ascomycota; Leotiomycetes; Helotiales; Drepanopezizaceae
Source: RefSeq, a predicted model, not a curated record
AUGCCCUCCUUUUUUAAACAUAGCAAUCGAUCCAAGUCGGCUGCUCUGAACAAUCCCGGCGCGCGAACCCCCAGCAUUUCCGGUUCAGCCUCGUCCAUUCUGGAUCUGAAUCUGAAUCUGAAUCUGAAUCUGAAUUUGGCUCAACACGACCCGGCCCGAGCUUUGGAUCAUCAACCACGGCCGGCCUACGCCGCCCAGACUGGUGUUGCAACGGAUUACGAUUCGCGAUUACAGCAAGCGGUGGGCGACUUCCCUUCGCCAUCUCAAUCUGUACGGAAACCGAGCGACGGCUAUCAGGACUCCUCGUCGAGUACGGAUGACCUGGCUUUCAACUCGGGGAGGUCGCAACAUCUCCAAUAUCAACAACCAUCACAACAACAACCACAACCACAACCACAACCACAACCACAACCACAUCAACAACCACAACCACAUCAACACCAAGGGGACGCAGCACAAAAUUCGCGAGUUUUCGAGCACAAGAAAAGCAGGGGUAUCUUCGAUCGCAUUAGAUCAAGCAAAAAUCCGGAGUCCAGACCACCUGCCCUACGAACCACCUCAUCCGGCAGCACCGCUGGAUUGACUCGCAGAAAAUCCAAACGCCAGGAAACUCCUGCCAUCCAAACAAGCUCGCAAAGUACUCUGGUGGAGCUGCACAAGUUCGACUGGCCAUCGGCACACGAUUCAACGUCGCGCUUGCCGUCGCCCCAAGACAGACCAGACGACGGCGGGGACCUGGAUCCAUUUCUCACCAGGGAGCCCGGACCGCAUAGCCUUGUGAGAGAAGACGGUCGCUUGCGCACAAUACGCCCUCUACAGGGAGACCCAGGGCCACCGACUCAUUCGCAGAACGACGAACAGGCUCAGCAGGAGCACCACAGGCGAGCUGAGUCGCAAGGCUACUACUACCAAGCGACAGACCGGAGUCAUCAACCGCAAGUGAGCAAUCACCCACCAAGGACCCCACCAUUCACAGGCGAUCUGCGACACCGAAACCCCGAGACCAUCUCGCAAUUCUCCUUCGAAUCACAGGUGGAUGCCAGAGAGGACCAACAACGACCGGUCUCGGUGCAGUCGAACGAACAAUCCUUCUCCUUCAGCCACCCACAACACCAGGAGUUCUCAAGCAGAACUACCUUGACCCCCCAAGGCCCUCGCCCUCCAUCACAACACGCUAUGGCGCAGCCUGGCAACUCUUCUGCCAACCGUAGACCAGGCGAUACAAAGCAGACAUUACAAGCCGGGCAGGGAGAACCCCGAGACGCCUCCGCUCUAAAUUACAACAGAGCCCAGCUCCCUGGCAGCCAACCGUCAGCUGCCGGCAUGGGUUCUGCUCUCCCAGGUGCUACCCCCGGAACUGUGUACAGAGGGGGGCCGAUACAAAGGGAGUAUAGUAAUACAGGUAUGGGGGAGCUAGGUCGGAGCACACCGCCUCCCGUCCCCGGAGAAAGAGAGGUGACGGAAAUGUACAAGGAGCUGAUGACCAAGUACAAGAAAGUCAAGGGUCUUUACUUCGAGAAGACUGCUCAGGUCGAGCAAUUACAAAAUGCUCUCGCCAACCAAAGACUCUCGCAGUCUCGAACAUCUCUCGACGACAGCGAAUACAUGACGAGGUUUCAACGGCUGGAUGGCGCGACGACCAAUCUGGCUUUUAAUAUUCGAAAACACUGGCGGACUGUGCCAGCAUGGUUAUCACCGUCGGUCAAUCAAGACGCAGUGAAGAUUGGCAAGCAAGAGAUGACCGCAGUGGGCCGAGCCUGCAUAACAAAAUUUCUUGUCGACGAGAUCUUUAAUCGGACCUUCCACCCCGGGCUCGAGGUGGAAUUGAGUACCAACCUGAAAGCUAUAGAGAAAAAUAUUCGUCGAUUCUCGCCCGUAUUGAACAGCCAAGAAGAAUCGGAUGCUCUGACUGCGAAGGUCGUGCAAUGGCGGUUGGCAACUUUAGAGGGUCUCAGAGAAGCCCUACAUUCCCCUCUAAGCGAGGAAUAUCGGAAGGAAUUCUUGAGAAUGACCGCCACAAAUCUUACCGCCAGCCUGAUCAACUUUCUGCAAGAUCCGAUACCGCCCGGGAUCGAAGAAAGCGCUUACAUGAUCGUCGAGCUAGCUAUCAGCAUAGCCUCCAACCUUCCCCUGGAGAGCCGGGAUAUCGCAAUCACGUAUCCGAUGCCAGGCGACGUGGUACACGCCUCUUACAUGAAAGUCGAGCUCGGAAUCCCGGCGCUGGAUAACCCCGGGGCCGAGACGGCAGACACGGAUUCGGCUAGCAUGGGGAGUCUCGAAAAGGACGAGAGGGAGGAGGGCAGCGAGAAGAAAUCAUCGAAGAAAGACAAGAGCAAGUCUUCCAUGCUGUCCGCGAUGAUGGGCGGCUCGAGCAGCGGGACGAACAGCAGGAAGCCGAGUAGCAGCAGCAGCGCGCCGAAUUCCAUCUCGGAAUCGAGCACCGAGGGCAGGAAGUUCGUUGCGGAGGAUGGGACGCUGAUGGUGCGGUUUGCGGGCUUCUUGGCGGUGGAGGUGAGAGGGAGGCAGAUUCUGGCCAAAGCGCCGGUUUUCACGGCGAUAGAUGAGAGCAGGAGGUUAUUCGCUUGA